CUCAAUGCCUCAAAGAGCAAGCAAGCAAGAGAGCUAGAUAGCUGUAAGCUUCUUCUUCCUCCUCUUCCAAGUAGGGACUCACGUGUGCGCACGCACGUACGUAGCUCGUCGGAAAUGUCGACCAACUCCAGAUCAAACUCCAGGGUGAACUUCAACAACGAGAUCCAUGAUCUCUCCACGGUGCAGAACUCCACCGUCCCCACCAUGUACUACAGCGACAGAUCCCUGGCAGACUUCUUCCCUCCUCACCUCCUCAAGAAGGUCGUGUCGGAGGUGGUGUCCACGUUCUUGCUGGUGUUCGUGACGUGCGGGGCGGCCGCGAUCAGCGGCAGCGACCUGACGCGCAUAUCGCAGCUGGGGCAGUCGGUCGCCGGCGGGCUCAUCGUGACGGUGAUGAUCUACGCCGUCGGACACAUCUCCGGCGCGCACAUGAACCCCGCCGUCACGCUCGCGUUCGCCGUGUUCCGGCAUUUCCCCUGGAUUCAGGUCCCGUUCUACUGCGCGGCGCAGUUCACCGGCGCGAUAUGCGCGUCGUUCGUGCUCAAGGCGGUGCUGCACCCCAUCACCGUGAUCGGCACCACCACGCCGACGGGGCCGCACUGGCACGCGCUGGUCAUCGAGGUCAUCGUGACCUUCAACAUGAUGUUCGUCACCCUCGCCGUCGCCACGGACACGAGAGCGGUGGGUGAGUUGGCUGGGUUGGCAGUUGGGUCCGCCGUUUGUAUUACGUCCAUCUUCGCAGGGGCAGUGUCAGGCGGAUCGAUGAACCCGGCGAGGACGCUGGGGCCGGCGCUGGCGAGCAACCUCUACACCGGCCUUUGGAUCUACUUCCUGGGCCCCGUCCUCGGCACGAUCUCCGGGGCCUGGACCUACACCUACAUCCGCUUCGAGGACGCCCCCGCCAAGGACGCGCCGCAGAAGCUCUCCUCCUUCAAGCUCCGCCGCCUGCAGAGCCAGUCCGUCGCGGCCGACGACGAGGAGUUCGACCGCAUCGAAGUGUGAUCCGGCCGUGCAUUGAAAUCACACACGUACUGCUGCUCGAUCAAUGUAUCAGUACUAGGUAGCUAUGUCUGUGUGUGUCGCUUCUUGUACCGAUUGCGGAGUACACGUUGUGGUCUGGUCGUGUGGCACAGCUGGAGCUUAAUUUUGGGACGAACUCUGUGUGCGUGCAAUCAGUCGUAAGUGCCAAAGUGUGUCUCUCCGUCAUUUCUUGUUCCAAAAGUUGCUGGUACUUAUAUAAACGUGUGUGCUUUCUUUCACAUUGCUGCACUGUUGCAUGCAUUAAGCCAUGCCUGAAUGAAUGAGUGAAAGAAUAUUUCACCAA
Messenger RNA from Phragmites australis (common reed), 1324 nucleotides. RefSeq names its product aquaporin NIP2-1-like. The record is from RefSeq and is a predicted model, not a curated record. Gene Ontology annotation, cellular component: membrane. Gene Ontology annotation, molecular function: channel activity. Gene Ontology annotation, biological process: transmembrane transport. Bases 115 to 1002 code for a protein of 295 amino acids. The transcript is spliced from 5 exons. Lineage: Eukaryota; Viridiplantae; Streptophyta; Magnoliopsida; Poales; Poaceae.